This is a messenger RNA of Didymodactylos carnosus, 2487 nucleotides long. Lineage: Eukaryota; Metazoa; Rotifera; Eurotatoria; Philodinida; Philodinidae. The record is from the annotation of a GenBank genome assembly.
AUGAAGGUGGCACAAUUUAUUAAGUUUGUAGCCCAAGAUCCUCGAUUUAAUAAAGAAGUUGAUAUUCAAACUGGUUAUCGUACCCAUAGCAUAUGUUGUAUGCCAAUUUUGAAUAAAGAUAAUGUUGUCAUUGGUGUAGCACAAAUAAUUAACAAAAAAACAGGCACACAUGAAUUUACACACAAAGAUUUAAACGUAUUUCGAAAUUAUUUAACAUUUUGUGGUAUUGGACUAUCAAAUGCUCAAUUAUUUGAAUUAUCUAUUCAAGAAUUCAAAAAAAAUCAGUUAUUACUUACAUUAGCACGUAAUUUAUUUCGUGAACAAAGUGAUUUAGAACAUUUGAUACGUAAAAUAACUGUUGAAUCUCAAGGUCUUUUACAAUGUACUCGAUGUUGUGUAUAUAUACUAGAAAAAGCAGCAGCAAAACCAGAGGAAGUUCGAAUUACAAAAGGCUUUGAUAUGAUAUAUGAACAAGAAUUUAAAGUAACAACGAAUGAAUUUCUUGAUAAUUCUCGUUACGCUAAAAUAGCCUAUCAUGUUGCAAGAUCUAUGGAAACAGUGAAUUUAAGCGAUAUUGGAAAGGAUGCAACAUUCACACAUUUGUUGGCAGCUCAUGGUGAUGAUAAUUUUAUUUUAAAAAAUAUUUUAUGUGUUCCAAUAUUUGAUAAAGAUGGAAAAGUAAUUGGUGUUGCUCAAAUGAUGAAUAAAAUAAAUGAACGAGUAUUUACUGAUGAUGAUGUUGCUAUUAUUGAGGCAUUUUCUAUAUUUUGUGGUCUGGGAAUAAAUAAUACUCAAAUGUAUGAAAAUGUUAUGCGUUUAACAUGUAAACAAAAAGUGGCAUUCGAAGUUUUAAGCUAUCAUGUAAUUGCAAGUGAAGAAGAUGUUUUAAGAAUAGCACAUGUUCAAUUACCAGAUCCAAAUCAAUUACGACUUUAUUCAUGGGAUUUUAAUGAUAUGGUAUUAACAGAUGAUGAAACUAUUUUAGCAUCAGUAAGAAUGUUUACUGAAUUAGAUUUAAUAAAAAAAUUACAAAUUCCACAUGAUGUCAUUUGUAGAUGGGUAUUAAGUGUGAAAAAAAAUUAUCGUCCAGUUAUAUAUCACAAUUGGCGACAUGGAUUUAAUGUAGCACAAACAAUGUUUGCAAUGUUAACAACGGGUGGAAUGAAUAUAUGUAUGAACGAUUUAGAACGUUUAGGUUUAUUAGUAGCAUGUUUAUCACAUGAUUUGGAUCAUAGAGGGACAAAUAAUGCAUUUCAAGCAAAAGUUGAUGCACCACUAGCCAAAUUAUAUUCAACAUCAACAUUAGAACAUCAUCAUUUUGAUCAAUGUAUUAUGAUUGUAAAUAGUGAAGGAAAUAAUAUAUUUCAAUCAUUAUCGGCUGAAGAUUAUAAAACAGUUAUCAAAUAUAUUGAAAGUGCUAUUUUAUCUACAGAUCUUGCACUCUACUUUAGAAAACGAGGUGAUUUUCAAAAACUUGUUGAAAAUAAUGAAGAACAUUGGACAGAUCCAGCCAAGAAAGAAUUAUUACGAGGUAUGAUGAUGACAGCAUGCGACGUGGCCGCAAUCUGUAAACCAUGGGAAAUUCAACAAGUUGUGGCCAAAUUAGUAGCAAGUGAAUUUUUUCAACAAGGAGAUAUUGAGCGUACUCAAUUACACGUUGAGCCAAUUCCAAUGAUGGAUCGUGCCAAAAAAGAUGAAUUACCUAAAAUGCAAGUGGGAUUUAUUGAUUCUAUUUGUCUACCACUUUACAAGACAUUGGCCGAUGUUGAUCCCAGUCUGAGUCCAUUGUUUGAUGGUUGUAAAAGAAAUCGUUCCAAUUGGGAAAAAUUAGCACAAGAACAUGAAAAAUUAAGACAAUUGUGGUCAGAAAAUUCACAGGAAAAUCUGAAAAAGAUGCUUGAACAAACAAACAAAUCACCAAUUUCGCCAUUGAAUAAACUAAGUGAAACAAAACUAAAAAAUAUAAACGAAACAAUUAACCAAAACACGAACAGUAUUAGUUACAAAAUCAUGAAUGAAGCAUCAACAACUUCCAAACCGACCAAUACAGCUGUUGCUUCAACAACUAAGUCAAAUUCAGCAACAAACACGUCUGUCGAUGGUACUGAACAACCUAUCAAGAUAAUUCCAGCUAUUUCUACUCCAGCAAAUUGUUUACUAUUAAUCAAAGAAAUGCCAGCUGAUGAAUCGAAUACAACAGCCGAUUCGACAACAGCAACGUCCAAUAUUCAUUUGAUUCAAGUUAAUAAACACAUCGAUGUAAUUCAAUCACAGAUCAAUGAUAUACGGCAAGAUGUUGAAGAUUUACGGGUACACAUUCAAAAAAUCGAAAAUCAAAAACCAUCCUCAGCGGUUACUUUACCUACUAAUACGACAACAAUGGGGAUAGUUACCACUACGUCUGAAACAAAUUCCCAGCAUCAAACAUCGUUUAAUCAUCAUCACCAUCAUCAUCAUUCCAAAUCAUCAGUUUGUGUGUUGUUCUAG